This is a messenger RNA of Aphis gossypii (cotton aphid), 2236 nucleotides long. It is a transcript of the gene bs, whose product is annotated as serum response factor homolog. NCBI's taxonomy places the organism in Eukaryota, Metazoa, Arthropoda, Insecta, Hemiptera, Aphididae. Bases 974 to 2077 code for a protein of 367 amino acids. Gene Ontology annotation, molecular function: DNA-binding transcription factor activity, RNA polymerase II-specific; protein dimerization activity; RNA polymerase II cis-regulatory region sequence-specific DNA binding. The record is from RefSeq and is a predicted model, not a curated record. The transcript is spliced from 4 exons. Gene Ontology annotation, biological process: positive regulation of transcription by RNA polymerase II.
CGACUUCGACCGCGGUCCGACGACGACACGACUCGUUUUCUACGACGGCGACCGUAGUGUGUAGUGGGUAUUAUAGUAGGCACGUCUUGCGCCAUUCCGUCGUCUACACAUGGACGUGUCACACGUGUAGUUUGUGCCCGCGCUGCACAUCGUAACGACUCGACGCGCACGCCGCAUCAUAUCGUUUUAUUUUUUAUCGACACAAUAAAAAUAAUUUUAACACAGAAAAUUCGUCGUCGUGUGAUACUACAAUAUUAUACCGUCAUCGAUUUUAUAUGCAUUUAUAUAUAUAAAAAAAUAUAUAUAAAUAUUUUUUAAUUUUUACGCGCGAUUUGUGUUCGUCUGACAAUUGUGUGCGCGGGAGGCUGCAAUUUAGUGUCGCGGCUUAUAUGCUGUCCGCUGAUUCCGUCGUGUGUUUGCGCACCUAUAUAAAGUACGCGUACGCCACGGUGAAUAUUAUAAUAAUAUAAAAUAAUCGACGACGAUCCCGCCCGGAGCACCGACGCCGAGAAUAUUGUGUACAAUUUUUUUAAAUUUUUAAAAAUAGAAAAACCGCGCGGCACAUGCGCCACGAGUUCUAUUAUUGUACGGACGCAGGUCGAAUUACUCGUAAUCGUGCGGCGGCGGGAGGGCGACCGUGGAAUUCAACACGACGACGGCAUAACCGUUCGUAUCUUCACCGCAGUGGCAACAGCACACCGCCGGUGUCCGCCGUUAUCAGUGCCGCGGCCGUUGUUAUCAGUGACAUUUGUUUUCGUUAUUUUUGUUGAAUAUUUGUUAUUAUUGUUGCUCCCGCGUACCCGUUACUCCGUAGUAAUAGGUGUCCCGUGAACACCUAAGUAAAAUCUCGUCCCUCCGAAUAGGAAAUUUCGAGUAAGUAAUAUCGUACUCGACGUUUUCCGCGGUCGGCCGGUGCUGACCGUCUCGCGUGUGCGUGCAGUGCGUGGAUGACCAGUCGUAGGCGGUCAAGUGCAUGAGGUGGACAGCGAUGGACAGUGCGUCUGGCGGUGGCGGCCGCGACAAUAGAUUCGGCAUGGGUUACGCGUCGAACAUGUCGCUGUUGGACCCGUCGGACAUUUACAACAACGGUGUCGGCGGUCAGCAGCAACGGCCGUCCACGUCGCGUACACCACCCAUGAUGGGAUGCGGUCCCGGUGGUCCCGUUCACCAGCGAGGCAUCAAGCGAACCAUGGGCCCAGGCACUAACAUGUGCUACGAACCUACUGACCACCAUCGGUUGGUCGAUGACAACUUUUCGCCACCUUCCGUCAAGGACGUAUCACCGUCGAACGGCAAGAAAACCAAGGGCCGUGUAAAAAUCAAAAUGGAAUACAUCGAGAACAAGUUGCGCAGAUACACAACGUUCUCCAAGAGGAAAACUGGCAUCAUGAAGAAGGCAUAUGAGUUGUCAACAUUAACAGGCACUCAAGUGAUGCUAUUAGUGGCAUCCGAAACGGGACAUGUGUAUACCUUUGCCACUCGCAAGUUACAGCCGAUGAUUACUUCUGAAGCUGGCAAAGCACUAAUUCAAACAUGCUUGAAUUCUCCAGACCCAUGUCCGUCCUCAUCGGGUGCAAACUCAGGGGAUCAACGCAUGUCAGCAACUGGAUUCGAGGAGACUGAUCUGUCUUAUAACAUUGGUGACGACCAUGAUUCCAAAGAAACCGACGGGAUGAGUUCUAGAGCGUCGGACAGCGGCGCGGAGUCUAGCGGAUCGGAAUCACCACCCCCCGCAGCAGCCGGUCCAGCCACGCGGUCACCGCCGUCGCCGUCGCCGCCGACGUCCUCCUCUGCAGCGGUAGCAGCAGCAGCAGCCGCCGCGUCUCCCGGGAUUUUUAGAUUGACGUCGAGCAACGCAGAAUUGGUGUACUCAAACCUAGCAGCUAUGGUCAAUUCAUCUGGUGCUUCCGGUCCUCAGCAGCAGGCUGCCGUCCUGUUCCGGUUAGGACAGCUAGGUCGGCAGCUUCAAGCGUCCGGACAACAACCGUUCAUACUACCGAUGCCGAAUCCGCCAGCGGCACAUCAGACACCUGCCGAUCUCAGCAGCAAGUCGUCGCGGAAUAAAUCAGAACUCUGAAAUCCUUACAGACGUCUAUGUAACGUCCAAAGUACAUGAUAUUAUAAUAAUAUAUACUUAAAUAUACAUGUGCACGCCCGCGAUAGCGUCUUACAAAAUAUUUUUAUGUUUAUUAUUAUUAUUAUUGUUACGAUAUGUUAUAUAGAUUUUUUUCACACA